UCUAAUACAUUUUACAUGUAAAUAUCAAUAAUUAAAUUAUUUUUUUAAAGUUAAUAAGUGCAUAUUUAUAUGCUGAAAACCCCCCACCAGACUUUCUUCGAUUAGUUUUAUGGUAGUGUGUGUACAUGUAGAGCUUAAAAAGUUGUGCAUAAUUUACUACCUAAUAAUUGAUUCUUAUCACACAGAAAUCUCUUGUGGGACACAAAGUGAAAAAGAUCGUUUGCCGAGACUUAAUGGAAAAGUUAAUUUAAAACAAGUUUCCAGUCCUUGGUACAGAAUGAUUUGAAUAAUUAACACUUUAUGGCAACCAAGAAGUCAUAGUGAUCAGUUGAUUAUAUAUCAGGAGAAAUGCUCCUGCGAAACAAUGCCAUGACACUGGCACCAAUUUGUUCCCAGCAGAGAGAACUAAUUACAGAAGCAGACUGCACUUGAAAUGGCUUUAAAAAUACACACCACAAAAGUGUUGAACAGUGUGACGGCAAUACACCACUGAAACACGUAGUGAGGAUCGCUGGUGUCUUUUUUACUCACUUACCAAACAAAUGAGAAGUCGUACUUUAAAAUGACUUUACACUCGUUUUAGCCCUCAUUACAAAUUUUUGUCAAACCAACAAGAGGAAAAUUCACAAGUUCCGAGAAGCGUGUUAUAAUGGCAUAAUCAUUACAUCUGAUCAAUGAGAUUUAAUGGUAAGCCAGAUCUACUGUAGUGUAUACAAUAGGGGGUGAGAACACAUGUGGAAAAAAAAGAGAGAGAGAAAAAGAAGUGCGAAUCACCUCUCUUUAUCACUUAUUAACGGUCUUUUUAUCUUCCGUAGGAACCAGUAAUGUAAACAAGCACAUUCCAACUCUACUAGUAGUAAUAAAAUAGGAGAACAAGUGACCGUGUGUUGAAUCAUGAACUUUCCAUAUAGCAUUUACAUAAAGUGUAUCGUAAUGAUUGUAAUGUAUCUUAAGAAAAUCAAUGCUAGCUCGACAUCCAAGUUGGUGCUAACGGCACCGCGGAAUGAGACCUUCCUUGUCUAUUUCAAUCCUACGUCGAUCAAUAGCCUCAAUGUACAUUCGCACUCGAGUGUUCAGUUCAACUGCUCACUGCUUACACCAGGCCUUGCAGCACAAGGGCAGAACAACACCUCCAAAGAGCAGCCUCCUCCCAAAUGUGCCCAGUACCGGCUCCUGGUCGUGUCCAGUGAUGCUAAAGUGGCUGUGCCGAGCAUCGCGCCACGACAUGACAUUGACUCCAUGGAGGGUAGGCAGAGAUACGCUAUAAUGUCCAUAGGGGCUGACCGCGAUCACAACUUCACCAUCGAAGCUAUGCACGUUGGCCGUGUGACCAUGUCUGUGGCUCUUCUCAACAUGGAUCACAAUCUCAUGGAUGUGCAGCGAUCCCACCUAGUGCAGGCUGUUUCGGUGACCGUCAAACGGGAGCGACGCCUCGCCGACCUGGUUUUCGACAGUUCCAGUGCAGCCGUAGCUAUUCUGAUAAGUUUUGGAAUCGGAUGUGUCACGGACAUGGACAGCCUGAAGAAGCAGCUGAAAUACCCCGUGUCACUCGUCAUCGGAUUCUGCUGCCAGUUCAUCCUCAUACCAGUGGUUGCAUUUGGUCUGGCCAUGAUUCUGCCAGUGGACAAGGAUGUGCGGUUUGGACUGCUGUGUGUGGCGUGUGUGCCAGGAGGAGGCUUUGGACACGUGUCCAUCGUCAUCGGUGGCGCUGAUGUUCCUCUCAGUCUCACCAUGAACAUGAUCAGCAUUGUGGCAAUGCUUGGCACUGCACCACUAUGGAUAUUCGUUCUUGGUCAGUACUUUCAGAGAGGAAUGGAAGAAAAAGCUGCUCGAAUCAUUCCAAUUUACAAUUUUGAAAUAUGGCUGGCAUCCACCUUCUUUGCAUACACACUUGGAUUAGUAGUAAACCGAUUCAAACCCAUAGUAGCUGAUGCAAUUCUAAUGUGGCUCAUCAAGCCCCUCCUGCUGCUGGCGACGAUCCUGUUCAUCACUCUUGGAGUAUACAUCAACAUGUAUGUGUUUGAGAUGAUCGACAACUACACAUUACUUGGAGCCAUAUUACUACCUCUGUGUGGCUGUGGGACGGGCUUCAUACUGUCGGUGGCAUGUCGUCAGAAGGUUCGCUUUAUAAAAUCAAUCGCUCUGGAAUCCUCAAGUUUCAACUGCCUCAUUGUUCUGGCAGCGCUUCGAUUCUCGUUACCGCAGCCUGAUGCAGAUUUGGCAUCAUCCAUACCGAUGUGGGUCAUGUUCACGAUGCCUGGCUUGUACAUCUGUCUAGCAAUAUUGCAAAAAAUCAAAUCAUGGAUAGACAAUUUCAUAGAGAGCAGACGCGAAAAGCAAUGUCUUGACUACAGUGUUGUUUCGGGGGUGAUAAAUCCAACAGGGAUAGCGGCACUGUCUGUGCCAUUGUUUGUUACAGAUGGGUCAGAUGAGGAGGAAAACCGACCCAAUGAGAAAGUGACAGUAUUAUAGCUGUACUAGGGAAAAAUGGAAAUUUGUAUUAAUGCAAAAACAAAAAAAAGCUUAUGAAAAAAAAUACUCAGGCAAUUUGUAGAGUGUGAUGUACAUGUACAUGUAUGUAUUAAUGCAAUGAAUAACGAAAUCUUAAGUCUUAAAUGUUUUCAGUUAACCAAGGUUUGGAUUGUUCCUGUCGCAUUAAAUGAUCAUGGCUGAAAUUUGUGUACACAUACUAUCAGAAGGUUGCCAGAUUUCAUGAUAUAAUGAUUAUAUUGACAAGUAUUGUUAGAAGCCAUGUACCAUACAUACACAUUCCAUAUUUGACUAUGUCUAAGAAAUAAUCAUGGUUGAUAUAUGCAGAUCAUUAUUAAAAACCAUGUACAUGCAAUACAAUAGUGUGACAUGGUUUUUCAUGUUUUAUUCAAAAUUCUAAAAUGUAUACUUCAGAAUAAUGGUUUUCAGAAACAGUAUUUAAAAAAUGGUGGAAAAACUUAUUGAUCCAUAAAACAAUUAUCUAACUGCAGGAAUUAUUGCCAAUCACGCCUAGCCAGUUUUUGACAAGACAGAGGAAAGAUCUAAACAACCAAAAAAUUUCUUUCUUUUUUUAAUAAACAUGUAUAUACAUACAUAUGCAUGUUUGCUAGCAAACCUGAAAUUAUUAACUUAAUGCAAAUACAGGUAACUUCAGUGAAAAAAAAAACAUUCCCAACAGCCCAAAAUGCACCAUUAAAUAAUAAUUACGUAGUUUUUAAAAUGCAAAAAGAAAUUUUAAAAAGUAAGAAAGAAAUUAUUUGAUAUUAUUUAAUAUUAUAAUAACUACGUUUAAAAAAGUUCAUGUUGUAUAAAUCACUGUUUUUUUAUAUUUACCAAUAUUGAAUAUAAUGAAAUAAAAAUGGCAUAAUUUAGACUGUAAGGCCAUUGUACUGGCUUCUUUCUCACUAUCUACUAACAACUAACCAUUAACCCACUGUUCUGAACAGACAGUAAAGAUGGCUUAAGUGUGUAUCCAGGACUGUGCUUGUACCUUAAAAUUUCAAUGGAUAUACAGACCUCACUGUUUGUGGGGAGCUGUCACUCUUGCUCCCCAUCACUCCCUUGAGAUUAGUCCAAAGAGAGUAACUUUUAGCUCAUCUUAGUGUUUGAAUUAAUGUGGUACCAGUAUGAUACUAUCUUAAACACCUUGCUGUUUAAGGGGAGAUGUCACUCUUGCUCCCCAUCACUUCCUUGAGAUAGUUCAAAGAGAAUAACUUUUAGCUCCUCUUAGCAUGUGAAUUUAUGUGGUACCAGUACGAUACUAUCUUAAAUUAUUACAUAAUGUAUAUUAACUUCAUUUAAUAUUGCCAUAAUUUUUUUUUUUUAAUAUUGCCACAAUUGUUUGCUAGCAAAUAGCAAAAUAAUGUUGAAAUAACUAACAUAAUAUUUUAUCCACUUUAACCCACAUACAUGUGUAUAUUCUCCGUCUUUCUUGGUAUAGUACAUGUAAUUCGUAUAAAUAUUUUCUGAAGUCUUUAACUCUGAGUCUAACAUUUUUAGAUUUUUGGGGUCAUGUUUGAAUAUGCAGAUGUUUGUGAUGACCUACUUACUGAUACUAUGUUCUAUUUAGCAAUAAAUAUAUUGGCAUUGCACCAAGUCUAUAUUUAUAAUUUUAUCAUUGCAAUGACUAUGGGUUCUUUUUUCUUAAUGCACUACUUUUCAUUUGACAUUAGCUGUCUAUGGUUACAUUGUUUUGACUUCAAAGUAUGAUCAUUGUUGUAUGUGAAUUGUUUAUUGUUCCGAUUUUAUGGAACACACAUAUAUAAAGUGUUUUCAUGUAUUGUGAUUCAUCAAGAAUUCAUUGAUAAUUGGUCUUAAAUCAACAAGAGCUAUUUUAUUUCUAAUUACAGAUAUUAAGGCAUUAGAAGAUUACAGUUUUAAUUUUAAAAUGUUAUUAUUAAUGACACUAAAAGAUGGCACAUCAAUUUCAAGUUAACGCUGUAUAUAAUUAUUACACUAUUGCUUCAUUUUUAAAACCGAUUCCUAUAAUUAUUACUACAAAUACAUGCAGGUGUCAUUUUCUCAGUAUAGUUAAAUAUAUUAAAAAUACUGUAGGAUUUAUAAUGAUUAUAUUCAUACACUUACAUAAUAUGUAUAUAUUACUAGAUAUGUAAUAUUACCAGUAUGACAUUGAUAGGAAUAUUAGGCUAAUGCUAGUUUUAGCAUACUUGUAGCAUUAUGCUAGGCUCAGACUGUCAACUGUUACGACGAAGAUGGCUAACUCGACGGUUGCUUUGUAAUUUCCCCAACUCCAGACUUAAAUGGGCAUGCUCAGAUUAAAAACUAAUGGGUUAUAUGAUGAGAAUCAAGAUGUAAGAGUGCUCAAACUAGCAACUGGACAGUUGUAGAAGUCAUGACAGCAAAAGUUGGCCAACUUUCUGCAGGCAGUUAGUAGUCUGCCCCUAGCAUUAAUUCAGUGAUUAACCAUCUUGUAUGAUUGAUAUUAAAACUAUUAAAGAAAUCUAUAAUUUAAAAAGGCCAGACAAGAAAUGUAUUCUAACCAGUGCCAACCCGGUAAUAUAUCUGAUCUCAUUUUCUUUUAUAUUACAGCCAAAUGUUAUUUUGUAUGUCACAGCCAAGUGUUAUUUUUUAAUAAUCACACAAAAGUUCUUAUUAAUAUUGAUUCUCUAUAUGUUUUUAAGAUAAAACGUCAACCAAAGAUAUCAGUCAUGAGAUACAAUUUUGUUUGGCCCUAAGUGGGUUUGUGUUAUUAGCACAACUAACUUUGGCACUCGCCAAAUUCAUCAAUUGUGUAUUUAAAUUUUGUGAAAUAUGAUUGAUAAUUUAUUGAAAAAUAACUGAGGGUUUCUGUAAUUUUGUUUAAUGUUAUUGAUAAUUUGAUGCCAUUUUCUACUAGCCCAGAGCUAGCCCAGAAACAGAAUACCAAUAAACUGCCAUGGUAACUAUAUAUUUACUAAACUCCAUAUAACAUAUUAUUAAGUUUAAAGUUUAAAUUAAAUAAACUGUAUUGCUAGAAAACAAGUUUCUUAACAAAUUACCAUCAAACAACAUAUCUUAAUGUUCUUUUUUAAUGAAGGAAAACACCAUUUUUAAUGGCUUGACACAGAAGUAUUCUGGAUUAAACUCAUGUUUGUAUUAUCACUCAUUCAAAAUAAAAUAGUUUUAAAUUGUUUUCCAUAAUUUGCAUCAAACAUCAUACUUAAAUGUAAUAUAAUCUACAUGUAUAUAUGUGUUACAUUAUUUAUAUUGAAAAUUAUACAAAACGAUUAGAAUUUAGAAUUCUAAAUAAAUGUAUUGUAUUUUAACAUGCAUUUAAUUUGUAUAAAUGCAUUUAAUGUACCAUAAAUAAGGUAUCAUAAAUUUUAUGCAAUGUAUGUAGACAUUAAAUUUUUUUAAAUUAAAAUUUGAGUGACAUUUGAACUUCAGAUGGUCUUAAUUUUUGAGAAGUGCAAUGUGGUCAAAGCCUAAAUCUAAAAUGAUAUGAAAGCUGAUUUUUAGAUAUCCUAGAAUGUGACGAACAGCAUCGAGAUACCUACCACUAUCACCCAGCCCCUCUAAGUAGCUCAUAAACUAUUAUUAUUAAACAUUAUUUAUAUUUGUUUACCAUUUGCUUAAGGUCGAUGACAGACAAUCUUGCAUGGUUUAAGCUGCAUUUCACUAAAUAUUAUUUUAAGCUAAAUUUAGCAAAGAUAUGUUAUUACCAAUUUGCCAAAAAGCUCAUUCGAAAACCGUGUUGUUUGUAUGUGUAUAGCUAUUUUGAAAAAGAAUUAUGUUUAGCUAAAUUGUACUUGAAUUUGGCUACAGAUUUUGUUAUCUAAUUUGCCAAAUUGCUAGUAAUUUUUGGCAUCCACCUUAAACCAUAAAUCUUGGCACCAUCAUUUUGCUUCCAACACAAUAAAUAUAUCUUACCAUAAAUUCACUUAUGUUCUAUUUCGUAAAUGGUACAAUUUUUCAAUUAUAAUAGUGUUGUCAGUUAUGGUUAGAUGCAUUAAUAAUCCUUCAAUAAACUAUUUUUCUAGUGUUCUGAAAAUGGAAGUGUCAUGCACUCAAUUUAUUAUUAUCAUAGGGAAACUCAAAGUGAUGUCUUUUGAAUACUGACAUCAUUCAAAUUCAAAAACAGCUAUAAUGUGAGCUACAGAUAUGGGAUGUUGUUAUUGUAGGUUAGCUCCACACAUGCAAAACAAAUUAUCAGUUCCGUAUUCAGCACAAAACUGGUAUGUUUUUAUUUUUCAUAAGUAUAGAAACAAAAACUAAGUAUGUUUAACAAAAGUAUCAGUGAGAUACAUGACACAUUUGUCAUGUAUUAAUGUAUGUGCUACAUGUAUAUGUAUGACUGGAUUAUAAUUUGUGCAAUGGGAUGGAUUAACACAAUGUGCAGUAACCCAGAUAUGCUACAUCAUACCACCAUCCCAAGUUGUAUUUGCAUGCAAGGCUUGAUAAUCUUAUAUCAAUUGAUAAGGAAGAUAUGGCCUAGACAAGAAAUUAUUUUAAUGUGUAGUGACCUAGUUAUGUUAUGCAGCACACUAUCAUCCCAACUUAUACUUGCAUGCAAGGUUUGAUGAUGAUAUAUGAAUUAAGGAAGAUGUGCCUCAAAAGGAAAAGUUAACUAUACAGAUCAACAGACAUAUGGACAACAUCAUACCAUAUAAUUUGUCAAAGACAGGCACACAAAAAUAUCACACACAAAAUUUCUACCAUUUCUUACAUGUAAAUACAAAACUGCAAAAAAUGAGCAUGGGAUAUGUUAUAUUUGCUGUGUAUGAAGUAAAAAUGAAGGUGAAAAAACUGCCAUCGAUCUUAGUUCACAAUUUUCUCUGAUAUUUGUUCUAUAAAUACUUGUGUUAUCUUUACACAACACGACUGCUGGUUUUGUUUUUGCUAAAGUAUUACUAAAGAUGUAUAAUUAGAUAUGGUGGAAACAAAUACAUUGUAAUGAAUAAUUAAGGCUUAACUACACUCCAGCACAAACGAUACAUCAGCUAUCAUUGGAAUAACAAUAAACAACAGUUGUAAUAAGCAAGAUUCAGUCUGUUGUUGUCAUAAUAUUAUCAUAUGCUAAAUUACAUAUAGUAUGAAAAAAAAGAGCUUGAUACGACUCUGACUGGUAGACUCUGACUGGUAACUGGACUCGCAACUUCAAUUUUGAAUUAUUAUGAUUGUUCGUAUAUACUGUGUUCCAUAUGUAUAGGUAUGAGAGUGAAGUAUUACUAUGCAAAACAUUCCUAGAAUUAACUGACCAAUAAAUUGCUGUUAGCUGUG
Gigantopelta aegis is the source of this 7710-nucleotide messenger RNA. RefSeq names its product sodium/bile acid cotransporter 5-like. Bases 895 to 2472 code for a protein of 525 amino acids. NCBI's taxonomy places the organism in Eukaryota, Metazoa, Mollusca, Gastropoda, Neomphalida, Peltospiridae. The transcript is spliced from 3 exons. Gene Ontology annotation, cellular component: membrane. The record is from RefSeq and is a predicted model, not a curated record.